Panicum virgatum (switchgrass) is the source of this 1227-nucleotide messenger RNA. RefSeq lists its product as uncharacterized. The record is from RefSeq and is a predicted model, not a curated record. The coding region runs from base 1 to 1227 and encodes 408 amino acids. The transcript is spliced from 3 exons. Gene Ontology annotation, molecular function: nucleic acid binding. NCBI's taxonomy places the organism in Eukaryota, Viridiplantae, Streptophyta, Magnoliopsida, Poales, Poaceae.
AUGAAAGAUGUCCAAUCCAUUUGGAGAAUAGCAAAGAGAAGCCGUGAAGCAGAUGAACCAGUGGAUGUCAGUUCAAAAAGGGCAAAGAAUUAUGGUCAGAAAAGAGUGGAUGUAGAUUUGUCUCAAAUGCACUUGAUUCCUUACAACAACAGGACAACAAAUAGGUCAUGUGCAGAAGCUUUGCAUGUAUCAAAGUCUAAGCUGCACAAGUUAUUCAAAGAAGGACUGAUCCGUCGCCACACUAACUCCUUGAAGCCAUAUUUGAAGGAAGAAAAUAAGAAAGAGCGGCUCAGAUUUUGUAAUUCCAUGUUGGAUCCCCAAACUCUACAUUCUCAACCAACUUUCAUUGAUAUGCAAAACAUAGUGCAUAUUGAUGAGAAGUGGUUCAAUGCCACUACAACAAAGAAAAAUAUUUACCUACGGGAUGCAGAACUUGAACCACUACGGACAGUCCAGAACAAAAAUAGCAUUAAGAAGGUCAUGUUCUUAUGUGCACACGCGAGACGUAGGAAGAAUGGAGGUCAUCGCUACUUUGAUGGCAAGAUUGGCAUAUGGCCAUUUGUUAAGCAGGUGCCUGCACAAAGGAAUUCUCGCAACAGACCUCGAGGAACAUUGGUCACUGAAUCUAUCAAUGUAAAUAAAGAUAUAAGUAGGUCUUUCUUGAUAACUAAGGUUAUCCCAGCUAUUCGCAGAGUUUGGCCGAGAGAGGAUGCAUGGAAGACCAUAUGGAUUCAACAGGACAAUGCCAGAACACAUGUUGCCCCAAAUGAUCCAGUAUUUCUGGAAGCAGUUGCUCAGACCGGUCUAGAUAUACGCAUAAUGAAUCAGCUCCCAAACUCUCCUAACAUGAAUGUCCUUGACCUAGGCUUCUUUGCAUCUCUACAGACAAAGACAUACUUAAAGAAUGAUAGAACCAUUGAUGACAUUGUCCAAAACACACUAAAGGAGUAUGAGGACUAUGAUACAGAAUUGGUGGACAAGCACAGCGUUGCCGAGACCAACCUCAUCGGUCUGUCUGAUGAAAAUGUUGUCCUCGCUUGGCCCUUCUUCAGUGUCUUGGAUGAAAUCCACUCCCUCUUCGACGAUGCGCUUCUGUGGCCGCGACCACCAGAUACCGCCCUGGUUCUCCCUGCCACGGCGGCAAAUCGGCCCUACUCUGCUAUGGACACCUUCACAAUGCCACUUGACCCUCCGCCGCUCCGGGCUUGCCUCAGGAUGGACGGAUAG